ACAGCCGCGCAGGCGUAGUCUCUUGUGGUGGUAGACGCGGAGGCAAGGCCCGGCGGGUAAAUAACAGAUGCGGGUGAAAGAGCCAUCCAAAGCUUUACCUGAGAAAGCCAAAAGAAGUAAAAGGCCUACUGUACCUCAUGAUGAAGACUCUUCAGAUGACAUUGCUGUAGGUUUCACUUGCCAACAUGUAAGUCAUGCUGUCAGUGUAAAUCAUGUGAAAAGAGCAAUAGCUGAGAAUCUGUGGUCAGUUUGCUCAGAAUGUUUAAAAGAAAGAAGAUUCUAUGAUGGACAGCCAGUACUUCCUCCUGAUAUUUGGUUGUGCCUCAAGUGUGGUUUUCAGGGAUGUGGGAAGAACUCAGCCAGCCAGCAUUCAUUGAAACACUUCAAGAGUUGGAGAGCAGAGCUUCAUUGUAUUACAAUUAGUCUGAGCACAUGGAUUAUAUGGUGUUACGAGUGUGAUGAAAAGUUAUCAACGCAUUGUAAUAAGAAGGUUUUGGCUCAGAUAGUUGAUUUUCUCCAGAAACAUGUUUCUAAAACGCAAACAAGCGCAUUUUCUAGAAUCAUAAAACUUUGUGAAGAAAAAUGUGAAACAGGUGAAAAAAAGAAGGGAAGAAAAGGCAGCAGUGUAACAUCUGUAAAAGGAAUUACUAAUUUAGGAAAUACUUGCUUUUUUAAUGCUGUCAUGCAGAACUUGGCACAGUCUUACAUUCUUAUUGAACUGAUGAAUGAGAUCAAAGAAAAUGGCACAAAACUCAAGAUUUUUCCUUCUUCAGACUCUCAGCUGGAUCCAUUAGUGGUGGAACUUUCGAGCCCUGGACCAUUGACUUCAGCCUUGUUCCUGUUUCUUCACAGCAUGAAGGAAACUGAAAAAGGACCGCUUUCUCCUAAAGUUCUUUUCAAUCAGCUUUGUCAGAAGGCCCCUCGAUUUAAAAGUUUUCAACAACAGGACAGUCAGGAACUUCUGCAUUAUCUGCUGGAUGCAGUGAGGACAGAAGAAACAAAGAGAAUCCAAGCUAGCAUUCUAAAAGCAUUUAACAACCCAACUACUAAAACUGCUGAUGAUGAAACUAGGAAAAAAGUCAAAGCAUAUGGAAGAGAAGGAGUGAAAAUGAACUUCAUAAAUCAGAUCUUUAUUGGUGAAUUAACUAGCACGGUCAUGUGUGAAGAAUGUGCAAAUAUCUCCACAGUGAAAGAUCCUUUUAUUGAUAUUUCACUUCCUAUAAUAGAAGAAAGGGUUUCAAAACCUGUACUUUUGGGAAGAAUGAGUAAAUAUAGAAGUGUAAAGGAGACAGAUACUGGUCAGUUCAGUGGCACUGUUACUAUAGAAAAUACUCAUCAGCCCAGAGCAACCAAGAAGCCUUCUUCAUCUAAAGAUAAGAAUCAACUAAUUCAUGGAAAAAAGCGUAUAAGAAAAUUGUCAUCCGGAGAAGAUAAAGCUGUUGUCAUAAACCGGAAAAAAGGAAACCUUGAAAUGAAUGGGGAUUCUUCAGUGUUUGCAAGUGUCAUGAGUACGGAGGCAACUCUGACUGAAAGCCCUACGGAUGGCAGUGAAAAAGAAGCCAGCCAUUCGGAAAGUAGUGUUGAUGCUGACAGUGAGGCUUCAGAAUCUGAAAGUGCCUCUAAGCAGAAUGCAUUGUUGAGAUCCAGUAGUGGAUGCUGUGUGCACACAAAUGGGCACCUUCACCAUCCUUCAGCCAGCGAACCACCCACCAAGGAGUCUGACAGUGGUGAUGAGGGAGUGGCUGAAGCUAUUUCUGAACUUCAUUUAAGCAGCACUGUAACUGGAGAUAGAGAUUUUGACAGAGAAAAUCAGCCAGUAAAUCUUCCAAAUAAGUUAUGUUUUUCAGAGGAGAAGCAUAUGAUGUCUCACAGUCCCCAAAAUGCUUUUCAGACCCUUUCUCAGAGCUAUAUAACUACUUCUAAAGAAUGUUCAGUUCAGUCUUGUCUCUACCAGUUUACAUCUAUGGAAUUACUAAUGGGGAAUAACAAGCUUCUAUGUGAGAACUGUACUGAAAAGAAACGGAAGUACCAAGGGGAAUCCAGUACUGCAGAAAAGAAAGCAGAAGGAAUUUAUACUAAUGCCAGGAAGCAGUUGCUCAUUUCUGCUGUUCCAGCUAUCCUAAUUCUCCAUCUUAAAAGGUUCCAUCAGGCUGGAUUGAGUCUUCGCAAAGUAAACAGACAUGUAGAUUUUCCACUUAUGCUUGAUUUAGCACCAUUCUGUUCUGCUACUUGUAAGAACGUAAGUGCAGGAGAGAAAGUUCUCUAUGGUCUGUAUGGCAUAGUGGAACACAGUGGCUCAAUGAGAGGAGGUCACUACACCGCAUAUGUGAAAGUGAGAACACCUUCCAGGAAAUUAUUGGAACAUAUCACUGGAAAGAAAAAUGUACCUGGUUUGAAAGAACCUGAUAGUGACUCAGCAGGCCAGUGGGUCCAUGUUAGUGACACAUAUGUGCAGGUGGUUUCAGAAUCAAGAGCACUCAGUGCACAAGCAUACCUUCUUUUUUAUGAAAGAAUAUUUUAAUUAUUAAUUAAGGGUAAUGAUUGUUUAGAUCACUUUUAUUUAAAUGCUGCAAUGAUAACCAUAAUAUGCAAUGUGCCUUUGUAGUCUUUUCUCUUCUGUAAGAAUAGCAUGUCCAUCAAAUGCUCCUGAACAUUUUUACCAUUUUGGUGAAACCUUUUAAAGUAAAUUUACUCAAUGCUUUCAAAUUUAUAUUCUUAAAAUAAAUGUAAAUACAUCUUUAAAAAGAGUAUUGAUCCUGGAACAAAACCAGAAUUUACAGUAGUAGGGGAAACCCCUUUAUGAUGUGGCUUAUAAUUGCAAGCAUUCAGAAAUGAUGCUGGCUAAAUCAGAUCAUUCCUUAAAACAGUGUUUCCCAAUGUAAGUCACAUACCACCUUUCUCAUCUCAUAUGUAUAUAUUUGUCCCUUGUGCCAUUAUUUACUUAUUUUUAACCUUAUUUUUUAGCCUUUUUUUAACUGUAGCCCUGGUUUAAGCGUAUUCCACAUUUUAUGUGCCAGUUGUAUUUUUUCAAAUAAGCAUUAAAAUAAAUAUAUAACUAUUAAGGACAUAUUGUUCAUCCAUGUAGCACACCACUUAAAAUCAUCUCAGGGCUAUCCAUGGUGUAUGUAUAUUGCUAUGUGGGAAACAUUGCUCUCACAUAUACAACUGGCAUAGUGACCUGGUCAUUUUGUGUAUGCUUCAGCCAUAUAAAAAGGUAUUAAUGUAACCAGUAAUAUGAGUUUACAAAUAAUAAUUUGAUUACGUGGAUUAUUGCUUUGCAGUUUUGAGAACUAGAAAAAUAGGAAAUAUUUCAUCAACAUAUUGUUUGUAACCUGUUCAUGGUGGAGUUAAAAAUAAUUUUCAAGUGAUUAGCCAAGGUCAAACUAUAACAUGCAAUAAACAAUUAAAAUAGAAUUGUAACAUGCAGAAUUGGUAAAUAGAAGUAAGUUAUUAAUCCAUAUGAGACCUUUGAAAUAUAAAUUACCAAAUUAAAAAUUUUAAAUGACAAGAAUUAUAUUCUUAUUAUACUUAACAGGGAAAUAUAACACAUUUUUUAGUUCUGUAAAUGGGUAAAUAUUAAUCAUGGUAUUUUUGGGUUCUGAGAUUACUUUUUAACAAGCAUCAUUAAUAAGUUCAGGUGUGUUUAGCUUUUAUUUUCAUGGGGCAUAAAGUUGGAAAAUAUUACUCUUACUUAGACUUAAAUUUUAAAAAAUAAUGGCUACUUUGAUGUUAUUGAAUCAAAACACCUAAUUGCAUAGUUCAAGCAUCCUAAUCAUUAGUGCCACUGAAUGAUACUACAGGCAGAUGCUGGAUAAGUGUCUAGGCCCAGAUUAUUCUCCACUUGGGAAGGAAGGAUAAGAAUAGUGGCUGGAUAUAAUUGUGGAAAUAUUUACCAGGACUCUGACCCUUCUUAACAUAUAAGUAGAUGUAACAUUAUAAGUAUAUA
Molecule: messenger RNA, 3946 nt
Organism: Rhinolophus ferrumequinum (greater horseshoe bat)
Lineage: Eukaryota; Metazoa; Chordata; Mammalia; Chiroptera; Rhinolophidae
Gene: USP45
Product: ubiquitin specific peptidase 45
Exons: 18
Coding region: 68-2521 (817 amino acids)
Biological process (GO): protein deubiquitination
Molecular function (GO): cysteine-type deubiquitinase activity; zinc ion binding
Source: RefSeq, a predicted model, not a curated record